AUGACCAAAUCUUUGCGCAUGACGCUGCAUUUUGGCAAAACUACAGCCCGUCCACAGCCCCCUUCUAGUCUCUUCCAACGCAUCUAUGAUUACCAUCAGCAACAGAACGGCUACUUCGGCGUGGUUCACGAUCUACCGCGAGGGGAAGAUGGAGGGUAUCAAGGAUAUCGCGGAUGGGUCGGUGGAUUUAGUCCUCGCAUUGAACGCCAUCCAUGGGCGGAUCAGACAGCAGCCGUGGAGACGAUCGCGGCGCAAUUGAAGCCUGGAGGUUCCUUUGCUGCUGCAACAUUUGGAGCUGCACGGUUCCGCGAUGCUCGUGUGCAGGAUAUAUGGGAGCGCAUCAUGAUCGAGGACCGCCGAGAACCCCGGGACACGAUCAAUGUCAUGGCCCGCAGCCAGGAUCGCUACAAUGUCGCACCUCUGGAUGAGCGGUUUUUCCAGCCCGGAGUGCGGCGCAUCUUCGUGAACAUGGAGACCGGGGUGUUUACGGGCAUCCUGCCACCCGAGAACCGAUUCAGUGUGACGGAUCCCGACUCCAGGAGCAUUUUCGGUCAUUUUCUCAUGCUGCUCAGGACCCCGAGGCUUUUGCACCGCUCUGGAAGGAGGUUGAGGAUUUGGUUCGCCAAGGAAGUCGGCUUGAUGGAUCCUGGCCUGUCACGGUGGUUCUGGCAAGGCGCAAAAUUGAUUAAUUACUGCCAGCUCAUGACAACAAACAGGAGCAAAUCUUCGAGGGUAGCAUCCACGAUGUCGAACCUCCUGACCGAUUGUCUUCGGGGCUCUCGGGCCGUCUUCCUCGGGGUCUCGACCAACGACAACAUCCCCGGGUGCCGCAUGGGCCAAGAUACCGCUCUUGGGUUAAUCAAGCGCUGGAAACCAAUACGUGCCGAGUCGAGAUGUCAUUAUCCCGAAACUCGUCGUUCUUCCAACACGAUUGAUGAUCAACUCUCCCAACACACGCCGCCCUGGGUGUGA
Aspergillus pseudoviridinutans is the source of this 972-nucleotide messenger RNA. RefSeq lists its product as uncharacterized. The record is from RefSeq and is a predicted model, not a curated record. NCBI's taxonomy places the organism in Eukaryota, Fungi, Ascomycota, Eurotiomycetes, Eurotiales, Aspergillaceae. The transcript has 4 exons. Bases 1 to 972 code for a protein of 323 amino acids.